Sporisorium graminicola is the source of this 939-nucleotide messenger RNA. RefSeq lists its product as uncharacterized. The record is from RefSeq and is a predicted model, not a curated record. Lineage: Eukaryota; Fungi; Basidiomycota; Ustilaginomycetes; Ustilaginales; Ustilaginaceae. Bases 1 to 939 code for a protein of 312 amino acids. The transcript has a single exon.
AUGGUGUUGCUCACGCUCCAGUUCAAAGCUCUCCUUGCCAUCGUCGCUCUGGCUCUACCCGCCCGUAUCGACGCACGGCCGGUCCCGGCUGACCAAAGUCUUGGUCGCAACGGUGUUGGUUCGGCCGUUACAGGGGUCCCGCACCAAGCCCGCGCCGUGAACAACCUCAAGUCUCGAUAUUUUGAUUUCAUCUUCCUACCCAGCAAGGGCAAAGGCGACGGUUCCACCCCUUUCAUCAUCAAGGCUAUCGACUUCAAAGAAGCCUUCGAGGGAAACGGUCCUCCUUCUGACUUUUUCGGACAAGGUGGCCAGCGUGGCGGGGAGGGUCCUGAAGGUGCCUCCGGCCCUGGUAAAGAAGGCAGCAAGAAAGAUGGAGAGAGGGGCCGGGAGAAAGGCGAAGAGAAGGGUGAAUUCUCCGACGGCCAGGGUGCACAAGGCGACAAGAAAGGCGACUCAGACAAAACUUCCGAUGGUCACGGCGAAGCUCACAAGCCCGACUCUGGCGUGAGCGAGAAGGGCGACAAGAAGUCAGGCAAGGGUGGAAACGAGAAAGGCUCUGAUGAUCACGACACGGGAGGAGACAGUGGUCAGAAGGGUGGCUACAGCGGCAAGGAGGAAAUUCCCAGCGAGAACGAGGGCGGUGAUGACGACAAGAAAGGAGGCGAGAAUAACGUGAAGGGUGGUUCCGACUCCAAGAAAGGUGGCUCCGAAGACCAACAAGGUGACUCCUACGACAAGAAAGGCGGCUCCGAUGACAAGACCACCGAAGAGUACGGCGACGACGACGGAGAGUCAAGCAAAUCACGUAGCGACAGCGGUAGCUACGGUGAUGGCUACAAGCAGUUUUCUCAGGGCCGCGGCGAGGGUUCUUCCGGCUCCAAGGGAAGCGAGGGCGGCACUGCCAAACACGGCGGCGGUGGAGACAUGCCCAGCUACUAG